AUGUCCGGUAAACUUAAUUUUAGCACAGAAACUAAAGCAAGAAUAGCUGAAUGCACAAUCCAUCUUGGCUCCGUUUAUAAAUUUGACGACAGCUGGGAAAGGUUUACAAUAGAGACUGUUUUCCUUCACAAAGACAAUGAUCGUUCAAGUUUGUUAAACGACAUUGCUCUCGUAAAACUGAGAAAGAAAGUAAGAUUCUCCCACUACAUCCAGCCCAUCUGCCUUCCACGUGCUUCAACGUCCACCGUUCUUAACAACCUUUGCAUCAGCAGUGGUUUUGGAUACACUUUAAAAAAUGUUGGUUCAAACAGAAUGUUGAAGAUUAGAAUGUCUAUACUGCAGUGCAACGAACGCUGGGAUGUCAUAUGCAUAGGAGCCUAUGAAAAUUUAAUCGUGCAGGGUAUUUCUAACAUCUGCAAAGGAGACAGUGGAGGUCCAUUUUCUUGUAAAAGUGUAACAGAAGAUCGAUGGACACUCUAUGGCAUACACAGCUACGUGGCUGGAUUUGAAAAAACACAACUAGGCAUAAACAUGCGAGCAAACGAUUAG
This is a messenger RNA of Helobdella robusta, 549 nucleotides long. RefSeq lists its product as hypothetical. The transcript has 4 exons. The coding region runs from base 1 to 549 and encodes 182 amino acids. Gene Ontology annotation, biological process: proteolysis. The record is from RefSeq and is a predicted model, not a curated record. Gene Ontology annotation, molecular function: serine-type endopeptidase activity. NCBI's taxonomy places the organism in Eukaryota, Metazoa, Annelida, Clitellata, Rhynchobdellida, Glossiphoniidae.